AUGGCAGUUAACAUCCAAGCACAUAAAGGAAAAACAAAGAACCAGCUACAGAUUGCGGUCUGUAAAACUAUUUUCCUAUCACUCUCUUGUAUUUCUAUUUCUAAACACAGCGGUGCUGGUGUACGUCGUCGCCGUCGAAAAGAGAAAGAGGGAGAAGAGGACGAAAUUUGUUACAAGUACCUAUUGGUUCAAAAACGAAAAGCAAAAGAGCAACAGCAGCGCAAAUCUCAAAAACAACGUGAAUCAAAGACUAACAAACGAACUAAACGACUAUUAUCUACAAAAUCAAACAAAUCAAAUCGAAUCUACGACAUACUCCAUGAUAUACAGAGUCAAACAAGCAGUGUUACACCAUUGUCUGAUGAUAUUAUGUUAACAACACCAAAGGAUAAUUCGACGGUCAAUCGAGUUACAGUUCAACGUAUUUCAAAUAUAAAUGAUCAAACAAAGAGAAAACUUACGGAUGCCUCCUUAGUGGGUCUAACUAGCAGCAGUCGAAGCCCACUGACAAUUAGUUCAUCGCUUCCAAAGAAUGUAGUUCAGCCAGAAUCAACUAUUAGACAAAAUGUUGCAAUGCCGGUAACCGUGAGAAGAUUAUCUCGUGGGCCAUCACAAACAACAGCGGUUAUCCAUCUUAAAUCUGUUCCAUCUGAACCCGCAAUUCCGUCAAGUGCACCAGCAUCAACAGUGAGCGUGAGAACAUUGCCUCGUCGCCCACCUCAAGCCACGAUAGCUAUUCAUCGUUCAACUAUACCUCAAGUUAAGUCUGACAAGAACAAACCUACACGAAGGCUGGAAACAUCUAAAUCCGUUCGACAGGCUCCAGCGAUGAGACCGAGUAUAGCAGCUUCAGUAAGCGUGAGAAAAAUACCUCAGCGACUAUCUGAACCAACCGUAGCUACUUAUCGUUCAACCGUCGUUCCUUCUAAAUUUGCUAAUGAUAAAUCUCAAGAAGAUGAAACACCAGAUAAAGCAGACAAAAGUGGAGUUUGUGUUUAUCGAGUAUCUCGACGUUCAUCUACUGUAAAACCUGCCAUUCCUCAAAAAGUAUCGCGCGCAUCGUCGACCAUCUCUGAACGUAGCGGAUCGCUUUCAUCUGACACGUCACUACCACGUCCUCGUCCUGCUUCAGCUGCUCGUCCACGGUCUAACGGCGCUAAAGUAGUGAAAGUAACCCGACAGAAGAGGCCGUCAAAUUAG
Didymodactylos carnosus is the source of this 1200-nucleotide messenger RNA. The record is from the annotation of a GenBank genome assembly. NCBI's taxonomy places the organism in Eukaryota, Metazoa, Rotifera, Eurotatoria, Philodinida, Philodinidae.